AAUGGCCGCUCGACGUGAUUCUAUUCACCGACACUGAGAACUCUAAAGUCCAGAAAACUCUACAGUCUGAUCUGGAACUAUUGAAACAAACCCAACCUCUCAACACGGGGGAGUUUUUUAAAUGAAUAAUGUCUCGCUGGGUGCCAACGAAGAAGGAGAAGUACGGAGUUGCAAUCUACAAUUACGAUGUCCGUGGAGACGAGGAGCUGUCGCUACAGAUUGGAGACACCGUCCACAUACUAGAGACAUAUGAAGGCUUGUACAGAGGUCACAGGCUGAGGAGGAAGUCCAACAACUGCUUCACAUGGUCUGUCCUCUAUCAAUCUAUUUAUUGUGUGUCCUGUCUUUCCCGUCUUCUGUUCCAGGGGAUCUUUCCUGCCUGUUACAUUCACCUCAAGGAGGCCACCGUUGAAGGCAAUGGGCACAAGGAGACGGUGAUUCCCAACGAGCUGCCUCUGGUCCAGGAGGUCACCACCACCCUGCGGGAGUGGGCUUCCAUAUGGAGAGACCUCUACGUGGGGGACAGGCGUGAGAUGUUUAACUCUGUCAGGGACAUGAUCUAUGACCUGAUCGAGUGGCGAUCUCAGAUCCUGUCAGGGACGCUCCCACAAGACGAGCUGACUGAGCUAAAACAGAGAGUCACCUCUAAGAUCGACUACGGGAACAAGUACCUGGAUCUAGACCUCGUGGUGAGAGAUAAAGAUGGCAACAUCUUGGACCCCGACUCUACCAGCACCGUCUCUCUCUUCAGAGCCCAUGAAGCGGCUUCCAAACAGAUCGAGGACAGGAUCCAAGAGGAGAAGUCUCAGAAACAGAAUGUAGAUCUGAGCAGGCAGGCCAAGUUCGCCCAGACACCGUCCUUCGCUCUCUUCGUCACCCUGAAGAACGUGGUGUGUAAGAUCGGAGAAGAUGCAGAGGUCCUCAUGUCGCUCUACGACCCUGUUGAGUCAAAGUUCAUCAGUGAGAAUUACCUGGUGAGAUGGUCCAGUCAAGGCCUGGUGAAGGAUAUCGACCAGCUACAUAACCUGAGAUCAGUCUUCACUGACCUUGGCAGUGAGGAUUUAAAGAGAGAGAAGAUCAGCUUUGUGUGCCAGAUCGUUAGAGUCGGACGGAUGGAGCUCCGUGACAACAACACCAAGAAGCUGACCUCUGGGCUGAGGAGACCCUUUGGAGUGGCAGUAAUGGAUGUGACUGACAUCAUAACAGGCAAGAUGGAUGAUGAGGACAAGCAGCAUUUCAUCCCCUUCCAGCCGGUGGCGGGGGAGAGCGACUUUCUCCAGACCGUCAUCAACAAGGUCAUCGCCGCCAAGGAGGUCAACCACAAGGGACAAGGUCUGUGGGUGACCCUGAAACUGCUUCCGGGUGAUAUCCAUCAGAUCAGGAAGGACUUCCCUCACCUGGUUGACCGUUCCACAGCCGUGGCCCGCAAGAUGGGCUUCCCAGAGAUCAUCAUGCCAGGUGACGUGCGUAACGAUAUCUACGUAACCCUGGUUCAGGGAGAGUUUGAUAAAGGCAGCAAGUCCACCAAGAAUGUCGAGGUCACCAUGACCGUCUACGACGAGGACGGAAAGAAACUGAGUCUCUUUCAGAACGUGAUGUUCCCUGGUGCUGGAGACGAGGGCAUCUUGGAGUACAAGUCUGUCAUCUACUACCAGAUCAAACAGCCACGCUGGUUUGAAACCAUCAAGGUUGCCAUCCCCAUUGAAGAUGUGAACCGAAGUCACCUGCGAUUCACCUUCCGUCACCGAUCAUCUCAAGAAUCUAAAGACAAAUCGGAGAAGAUAUUCGCCCUGUCGUUUGUGAAGCUGAUGAGGUACGAUGGGACGACCCUGAGGGACGGAGAGCACGAUCUCAUCGUAUACAAGGCGGAGGCUAAGAAGCUGGAGGACUCGUCUCUGUACCUGAACCUGCCUGCUACCAAGGUGGAGCUGGAGGAGAAGGGUUUGUCCACUACAGGGAAGGGUUCACACAACCUGGGCAACUGUACCAUCAGCAAGGACUCCUUCCAGAUAGCAACCCUGGUGUGUUCCACCAAGCUCACACAGAACGUGGAUCUGUUGGGCCUGCUGAAGUGGCGCUCCAACACCAGCCUGCUACAGCAGAACCUCCGACAACUGAUGAAGGUCGAGGGAGGAGAGGUCGUCAAGUUUCUGCAGGACACCCUUGAUGCCCUGUUUAACAUUAUGAUGGAGAACUCAGACAGUGACACGUUUGACACCCUGGUGUUUGAUUCCUUGGUAUUCAUAAUUGGACUCAUUGCAGACAGAAAGUUUCAGCACUUUAACCCCGUCCUUGAGACCUACAUAAGGAAGCAUUUCAGUGCUACUCUGGCGUACACGUGA
Molecule: messenger RNA, 2342 nt
Organism: Oncorhynchus keta (chum salmon)
Lineage: Eukaryota; Metazoa; Chordata; Actinopteri; Salmoniformes; Salmonidae
Product: dedicator of cytokinesis protein 1-like
Biological process (GO): small GTPase-mediated signal transduction; cell migration
Cellular component (GO): cytoplasm; plasma membrane
Molecular function (GO): small GTPase binding; guanyl-nucleotide exchange factor activity
Source: RefSeq, a predicted model, not a curated record